This is a messenger RNA of Physella acuta, 3952 nucleotides long. RefSeq names its product putative leucine-rich repeat-containing protein DDB_G0290503. Lineage: Eukaryota; Metazoa; Mollusca; Gastropoda; Physidae. The record is from RefSeq and is a predicted model, not a curated record. Gene Ontology annotation, cellular component: late endosome; lysosome; autophagosome. Gene Ontology annotation, biological process: plus-end-directed vesicle transport along microtubule; positive regulation of autophagosome maturation.
GGCAUUAAAUAUGUGAAGAGUCUUGCAGAGAAUAAAACAUCGUUAGGAAAAGGUCGAGCUUUUAUCAGGUUCUGUCUGGUUCAUCAGAGAUUAGCAGAUACAUUGCAACAGUGUGUUGUUCAUGAUAAAACUAUGGCCUGGUUUCUCCCCAGUAGUAUUAUGAUGAAUAAGAGAGAAUGUCAGGGUCUCAUAAAUUCAUUAUAUGAUCUCAAUUCUAUGCACUUUGACCUUUCACCUCGGGGAUAUGAUUUAGAUGCAGCUUGGCCUUCAUUUGCAAAUCGCAAAACAGUUGGCAGCGGAUCAUGGAACGUUCCACUUAGUCGCAGGUCAAGUAUUACUAGCAUGGACACAGUGAGUCAGAUUAGCAUGUCAUUUGAUAGUGCUGAAGUUGAAAAACAAGCUAAAGAACUCGAGGCGGCUCAAAGUGUAAAAAGUGAACUCAUUGGUCAGAUUGGAGCUUUGCAGCAGGAAAAGGAGCAGGUUAGCCAAUCAGCAUGGACUUUACAAGGAGAGUUACAAGCCUUGCAACAACAGUUGUCUCUGCUCCAAUCCCAGCAUGCUGUGUUACAGGAGAGAUAUAUGCAGCUAGAUGUAGAACAUGUUAAGUUGAAGCUAGAGAAAGAUCAACUGGAACAGGCACACAACAAUCAGUUGAAAGAUUUGAAUGAAAGAUUCAGAGAGGAGGAAGUCAAGAGAGUAUCACAGCUGGAGUCAGAGGAAGAUAUUUGGAAGAAAGAGGUCAAGGCUGAGGGAAAAAGGAGGAAGAGAGAGAUAGACAGGCUCCAGAAAGAGCUGGAGGUAGUGAUGAAGGACAUGGAGGAUGGGAAGAUCCUGAGGAGAGAGGAAGAAAAGAGGGUGCAAGAAUUGAUGACAAUUUUAAAUAUGGAGAUGAGCUCAAUGCCUUCUGAGAGUAUAGAAAAUUGUCUCAUUCAUGUUGUGGAGCAAGUGAAACAACUCCAGCUAAAACUGCAGGAUUCUCAAUCUGAUAGAUUUUCUUUACAGACUUUACAGCAAGAAAAGGUGGAAGAAAAAGAGAAACGUUUGGCUUAUUUAGAGAGUUAUUGUUUAAGUUUGGAACAGCAGCAUGAAGCAUUCCAGUCAACCCAAAAUACCCUACAAAACCAACUGUGUUCAUCGGAGGAAGAGCUGAGUAAAGAAAAACUGGCCAGCGGUCAGUUGAAGGAAAAUGUUGUCACUCUGGAGCUGAAAUUGGCUGAGAAAGAGAACGACAUUGAAAGAUUACGUCAAGAUAAGGACAAGGUGGAAAGCGUGUUAGAAAAUGUUGAAAAAAAUAAGGAAAACUUAAGUGAAGAGUGCAGUAGACUGAAAGAAAGUUUAGACACUCUACAGGACCAGAAUAAUGCUCUGAAUUCACAAUGUCAAGGUCAUGUUGUUGACAUGGAAAAUUUGGUGAAAAAUCUGGAAGAAAAAGACAAAAAAUUGAGUGAGAUGGAUAACCUUCUAGUAGAAGCUAGAACCCAGUUGGAGCAGUUUAGAAAUAAUUCAUCAGAUAUUCAGCAAGUAUUAUCUUCAAAAGAAGAAGAGCUGGCAGCUUUAAAACAAAAUCAGGCAUCAGAGUGUAAGACCAUGUUGGAAAAAUUGAAUUCAGUUGAAGAGUUACUGAAAGAUAAGUCUAAAGAACUCUGUGAGUGUAUUGCGGAGAGGGAGAAGGUUCUAGCAGAGAGUGUGGCUAGCUCACAACUUGCUGCCUCCUCCAACACUGAACUUGAGAGGCUGAGAAAUUUACUCACUGAGGCCGAGGGUAAAGUUACAAUGUUAGACACAGAAGUGGGUAAACUGAAAGAGGAAGUGGGGGCAAAAAGUGUAACAAUUGAUAUAAACAAGACUCAGAUUGAUAUUGUUCAAACAGAACUGGCCAGUGUCUAUGAAAAUCUCAGCUCCAUGCAGUCACAGAAUAAACUGAUGGAUACGAAGUUGAAGGAGGUGAAUUCAGAAAAGGAACAGUUGAAAGUGGAUCUGAUGAGCUAUAAAACUGAGAUUGAAAAUCUAAAGCGGGAGAUUUCUGGGGAGAAAAAAAGUAUGAUGCGACUGGUGACAGAGUCAGAAGGGAUGAAGAGGUCGGAGGGGGAAAAGGAUGAAAAAAUACUCAGCCUCGUUGUGGAGAUUGAGCAGCUUAAAAGGCAACACGAGGAACAGGAUUUCAUUUUACAAAACAAAAUUGCUGAAUUUGAACAAGAAAUUGUUGAGAAAGGUGAAGAGAUUGCAAGUCUGAAUCUGGAAAGGGAGAGAAUUAGCCAUGAACUUGAGAAAGAGAAAAUAGUUCAGAAGGAGAUGGUAAAGCAACAUGAAUGUGCAAUAGAAGAGGUGAGUCAUGGGGCCAGUGAUACAGGAAAAAUCCUGAGAGAGACGAUUUCAAAGCUUCAGCAUGAAUUAGAUGAUACUAAAAGACAACAUGACGAAGAAGUAAUGGCAUUCACAGACAGAAUUGGACAUCUUGAGCAUCAGUUGUCAGAAAAAGAAAAACUGUUAGCUUCUAAAUGUUUAGAUUAUGAAAGGAUAAUUGAAGAACUGAAAAAAGAUAACGCAGAGCUUGAAUCAUCUACAUUGGAUAAUUCUGAAUCCAUAAAUAAAUUAAGCUCUGAAGUGUCAGCUCUAGCUGAGGAGAGAGAUCAUCUUCUCAUGCAGACCGAUGCUGCACUGGAAGACGCCCAGCAGAUCAAAUCCCAGCUGACAGAGACCUCAGAGCAGCUGGCUCUGUCGUAUGCACAGCUAGAAAACAUGACAACAGAGAAGAAUGAACUUGCCAGCAGAUGUCAAGCCAUGGUGGAGGAGCUGUCCAAGCUAGAGACAGACAAGGACCAGCUGCAUCGGGAGGUUGAGGGUUAUAAAGCUGCGCUGAAGGCUGCGGAGGAUGAGAGUCAGGAGAAGCUCUCCCAGAAGCGGGAGGUUGAGCUGAAGCUGGAGGAGCUGCAGGCCGAGAAGUCUGAGCUGGUUACCCAGCUGGAGGGCUACCAAUCCCAGUCUGACUUCAGCACCAAAGUCUUGGAGGAGUCGCUUGUGGAGUCAAGGGAAGCUCUAGAGCUACUCAAGACAGAGAAGAUGGAACUCCAAGAAAAAUUAGAAUUCCUGGCAACUGAAAACACAGAACUGAAAAGCAAUAUUGUUAAAUUGGAAGCAGAUGUGAAGGUACUGCAAAAGUUUGAGCAGCAAAAAGAAAUUUUCGAAAGUGAGAUAAAGAAAAUUCAGCUUGAACUUGAGAAGGAAAAAUUAAACAAUGAAAAUUUAAAUGAGGAAAUUUCAGCCUUGCAGUUUCAGCUUAGCUCUGAGCAAAUUUUAAAGACAGAGCUUGUGCAGGCAAGCCAAUCAGAAACUCUAACAUCAGCAGAAUUAAAAACUCAGAUCUCUGAUCUAGAAAUAAUCAUUGAACAGCUUGAGACUAAAUGUAAAGCGCUACAAAAAUCUAAGGAAACAGAUUCUGAACAGAUAGAAGACAUACAAAAACAGUUAACUGUCAAACAAGAUGAGUGCGCUCAGCUAGACAGACAUCUGCAGCAGCUCCAGACAGUUUUAAAAGAAGAACAGCGCAAGCGCUCCAAGUUAGAAUCUGACCUGACGGCAUACGAAAAAGAUGUUAAAGAAAAAGAUGCAGAAAUCAAGAUGCUGCAGUCUGACAAUGAUCAAAUCAAGAAACAGAUUAUAAAGCUCACAAGAGAUAAAGAUAGUCUCUGGCAUAAAACAGAUCAGCUGGUCACUGAACAGAAAAGGAAAGUGGGUGAAAAGUGGCAGGACAACGCCAAAGUUUCCAACUGUACACUGUGCAAAACAGAGUUCUCAAUAUUUGUUAGGAGGGUAAAUUCACUUUCAAUAUUUUUCAAGCAAUAGUUGUUUUAAAAUGUGUAAUAGGAUUCCAAUAUUCUUUGUUUUGUUGCUAACAGUCACUGAGUAAAAAAGCCACAGUGCCUACUAUUUUUUACCUCACUAUGAUAUAACU